Messenger RNA from Blepharisma stoltei, 1102 nucleotides. NCBI's taxonomy places the organism in Eukaryota, Ciliophora, Heterotrichea, Heterotrichida, Blepharismidae. The record is from the annotation of a GenBank genome assembly.
AUGAAUUUAUUUGAUAGUAUUGAUCUUUACAAAACCCAGCAUAAUCAUGUCCUUGAAACUCCAAUGCUGUUAAAAAAGACUCGUAUAGGUGGGAUUUUUUCAUUAAUUUUUUUGAUUUUGGCUGUUAUGAUUAUUAUCCUCGUCUGAAUUAUUAAUCAUCAAUAAAUCGAUGUAUUAUAUAAUUAUGAAAAUUUAUUAAUAAGUAGUUUAUAUCCAUACUAAUUGAUUACUCAAUCAAUAAUGAAAUCGAGAUAAAAUCUUUAGUCCCUUUAGUUGUCAUGAAUCACGAAGUGUCUAAAUUUGUAACAUAAUAAUAAAAUGGCUUUGGAUGAAAAGGCAAUUAUAUAUAGCCCAGGAGAUUUUGAUAGCCCUGGACUAGGAUAAAGUUCAUUGACAAGUCAGUUCGGGAAGUUGACAAAUGCCUCCUAUAAGAAGUAAUUGUCAACUUCCCGAGUUGGUUUGUCAAAUUGAGUUGAAAACCCAACUCAGGAAGUUUCUGAGCCUUCUCCUAGCCUAGGGCAAUCAAAAAUCACUCCUGGGCAAUAUCCCUCACCCAACUUUUAUAUUAUAUGUGGUUAGGUUUUUGCACGUGGACUUCUACACAAGACGAGAAAAUGUCAAGGAAUUUUAUACUUCUCCCGCUCGUGUUUUACCUGUUUAUUCAUUCUGAUAUAAAAGGAAGGGCCCUUAGGUCGAGCAGACACUGAAAGAAGUAGGAUAGAAUAAGGCAAUGUGCAAGUUAUUAGCAUUUCCUGUACUUUUUGGUUCCCAAAUGGUUUCACGGGACUAAGAGGAGCGAGCCUGACUGUAAGACCCGGCAUGAUCUCGACAUAAGCAACAAAACAGAGAAAAAAGGCCACUUGCCCAUCCUGUACAAUUAGAGGCUAAUUUUUUUUUGUCUAAAUUUGUAACAGAUCUCAAAGUCUUAAUAAAAGCUAUAAGAUAUCCUUGUGUGGAUGAUUAUGGAAAUUGUGCUGACACUAUCAGUCUUUCCACCAAUAAAUUUGCAGGCAAUUGAGAUAAAAUGAUAUGUAUAAACAGCGAUUUAGGAUGCGAAUUAAGCCUAAACUGUCAUUCUUGUGAAAUAGGAACUGGAGCUUAA